AUGGCGGCAACAUCCAUUUCUCGCAUUUCACUUCUUCAACCAAACCCAUCUCUUUCUCUCAUACCCAAUCAAUCUCCUCAGCCUCUCAUAAACCACAAAAAACUUCCCUCAAAUUUCCGUUUUGAGGCGAAGAGGGCAAAAUGGGUUGUGCUGAAAGCGUCUUCAUCAGGUGUAUUGGAAGUCAAUUCGAAGCAAAGUGUUUCAGUUGAAAAAUCCAAUGAUCCAAUUGUUGUUAUUGAUAACUAUGAUAGCUUUACCUAUAAUCUUUGCCAGUAUAUGGGCGAGUUAGGAGUUCACUUUGAGGUCUACCGAAAUGACGAGUUAACGGUGGAGGAGUUGAAAAGAAAAAAUCCAAGAGGAGUGCUGAUUUCACCCGGGCCAGGAACACCUCAAGAUUCAGGCAUAUCUUUGCAAACAGUUUUGGAGCUUGGACCAACUGUACCUGUGUUUGGUGUAUGCAUGGGAUUGCAGUGCAUGGGAGAGGCUUUUGGCGGGAAAAUUGUUCGUUCUCCUUAUGGUGUGAUGCAUGGAAAAAGUUCUCUGGUUUAUUAUGACGAGAAAGGAGAAGAUGGAUCACUUGCUGGACUACCAAAUCCUUUCUUGGCUGGAAGAUAUCACAGCCUUGUAAUUGAAAAGGAGAGCUUUCCUCAUGAUGAACUUGAGGUAACUGCAUGGACUGAAGAUGGUCUCAUAAUGGCUGUUCGCCACAAGAAAUAUCGGCAUAUGCAGGGUGUUCAGUUUCAUCCAGAGAGCAUAAUAACCCCUGAGGGCAAGACGAUCGUCCGCAACUUUGUGAAGCUUAUAGAGAAAAAGAAAGCCAGUAGUUCUUGA
Messenger RNA from Lathyrus sativus (Indian pea), 831 nucleotides. NCBI's taxonomy places the organism in Eukaryota, Viridiplantae, Streptophyta, Magnoliopsida, Fabales, Fabaceae. The record is from the annotation of a GenBank genome assembly.